AUGGAGCCAGUGUUGGAGAGGUCUGUGGGUGGCUCCUCCAAUGCCAGCCUGGCAGUACCUCCUCUGAACCGCAGUGACCCAGUAGAGUUGUUCUCAGGUCUGCAGUUACUGCUGAGCUACCGCCCUCUGUUCAUCCCUCUCUACUGCCUCCUGGUGGCCGUGGCCUGUGUGGGCAACUCCCUCCUACUAGCAUGCAUCCUGGCUGACAAGAAACUCCACAACGCCACCAACUUCUUCAUAGGGAACCUGGCUGCAGGCGACCUGCUCAUGUGUCUGAGCUGUGUCCCUCUGACUGCCUCCUACGCCUUCGAGUCUGAGGGCUGGCUGUUUGGCCGGCCGCUCUGCCACCUGGUCCCCCUGCUGCAGACCUCCACCGUCUUUGUCUCUGUGCUGUCCCUCACGGCCAUCGCUGUGGACCGCUAUGUGGUGGUGGUUCACCCUGUGAGGAGGAGGAUCUCCCUGAGGGGGUGUGGGGCGCUGGCGGUGGGGAUGUGGCUUUUGUCCCUGCUCCUGGCAACUCCUCCUUCCCUCCACACGCGCUACGUAGACCUGCGUCCCAGCGGGUUGGAGCUGGUGGUGUGUGAGGAGUUCUGGCCAGACUCAGACCACCUGCGGCUGCUCUACUCCUUCUUCAUCCUGCUCACCUCCUACCUGCUUCCCCUGUUGUCGGUCAGUGUGGCCUACUGCGGCAUUACAGCCCGGCUCCGUCAGCGCUGUCUCCCUGGGGCGCCCUCCCACAGCCUGCAUCGCUGGAACAGGACGAAGAGGAAGACCUUCUCUUUGCUGGUACUGUCUGUGCUCUCCUUCGCCUUCUGCUGGCUGCCCUUGCAGGUACUCAACCUGCUACUGGACCUGGACCAGGACUUCCUUCUGGUGGGAAAACGCCACGUCAACCUGCUGCAGGUGUGCUGUCACCUGCUGGCCAUGAGCUCUGCCUGCUACAACCCCUUCAUCUACGCCUCGCUGCACAGCAAGGUGCGCUUGCGCCUCCGCGACUACCUGAGACCCCUGACUGGGCGGGGCCGCCAGAGCAGCCUGCUCUCCCAGCAUGCAUUACAGCACAACACUAACACCUGUCUCAGCAUGGUGUCUGAGCAGCCAAUCAGAGAGGAGCAGGAAGGGCCACAGACCAAUGCUGACAACUCCUUCUGA
Molecule: messenger RNA, 1152 nt
Organism: Salvelinus namaycush (lake trout)
Lineage: Eukaryota; Metazoa; Chordata; Actinopteri; Salmoniformes; Salmonidae
Product: prolactin-releasing peptide receptor-like
Exons: 1
Coding region: 1-1152 (383 amino acids)
Biological process (GO): G protein-coupled receptor signaling pathway
Cellular component (GO): neuron projection; plasma membrane
Molecular function (GO): neuropeptide Y receptor activity; neuropeptide binding
Source: RefSeq, a predicted model, not a curated record